Molecule: messenger RNA, 4242 nt
Organism: Meloidogyne enterolobii
Lineage: Eukaryota; Metazoa; Nematoda; Chromadorea; Rhabditida; Meloidogynidae
Source: the annotation of a GenBank genome assembly
UUUUUUACAUAAUAAUCUUUAAUAACCCACGAAUCUGUUUCUUUUAUUUGAUGGAAGGAGCUUAUAAUUAAAAUAUUUCCUUUCAUUUCUUGCCGUCUUUUGAAUUGAUAAAAUUUUUCUUGGAGAAUUUUUAAUUUUGAAUAUUUAACGAUUAAAUUCGUGAGAUACCUCGAAAUUAUAAAAGAGACUGGGGGAGGGAAUUUAGGCUGGUUUGAAAGAAUUUUUAAAAUUUAUCAAGUCAAAAGCACUCGAAAAUUGCUUUUAUAAGUAUUAGUGGAUAAUAUUAGUGGAUAUUUUUAUUGGUUUAUAAAUUCUUUUUUGCUUUUCCCACCAUAUCUGGCAUUUUCUCAAACAUUAAAAGUCUAGUAUGGUUCGGCCACUUUGACCUCCUUUAAGUAAACCAAAAAUGAGCAAGUUAAAGCUUUGACCAUUUUAUUUCGUAGUAUUUGUGUCAGUGGGUUGGCAGAAAGAAAAAAGCAAAAAUGCAAGAAGAGAAAAAUAGGAAAUCAAUGGGUAUAUGCCGCUAUUCUUUUUUGUUAUUGCCACCUUUUUUAAGUAAAUUUCUUUUUAAAAAAAUAUAUUCAUCAUAUUUUGCUUUAACAGAAUUUUCUCAUUAUUUUUAGCUAAUCUACUAGAUAUUUUUUAAUAAAAAAUGAUUUUUCAAUGAUGAUUCUCUCUAAUAAUUCAACGUCAAAUUCUGGCAAUUAUCCAUCUACUUUAAUGAAUGUUAGUGGAGUCCAACCACAAAACCCUCCAAAUAUAGCACCAAAUCCAUGGGUUAUAACUGCACAAGAGCAUAGACAGAAUGAAGGCCAGUUUGUUGUGUUACGACCAAUUGGUGGGAUGAUUUAUGGUGAGCAAGCAAGACCGUUCUUUCUAAAAUCUGGACUUUCGGCUUCGGCUCUUGCUCAGAUUUGGCAGCUAUCGGAUUUGAACAAAGAUGGUAAACUUGACAGGCUUGAAUUUUCUAUAGCUAUGAAGUUGAUCCGUAACUGUCUUGCUGGGUUGCAAUUACCUUCUGUACUUCCUGACAGUAUGCGCCAAAUUGUUGGUGAUAUUCCUCAGACUGGUCAGUUCCAAUUUAAUGGCGUUGAGAAUGCCGUGCCGGCAAUGCAGCAACCGCAAAUGCCCCCGAGACCGAUGUCAACUUACGGUAUUUCUACUAGUUAUCGACCGUCGCCUCCUUCGGGCAGUUAUUCCGCAGCGCAAACGCCAACGAUGCCUCCUGCUACUUUUGGUGCUGGCUUACCAUUCCAUAUGGGAACAAAGGAGAUGGGAGAUUGGAGCUUACCUCAGCCGUUGAAACUACGUUUUUGUCAACAAUUUAAUCAAUUAGAUCGGAGCAGAAUUGGCCUUCUUACUGGACAACAAGCGCGUGGUGUUUUGGCUGAAAGUUCGUUGCCGACUCAUGUGCUAGCUCAAAUUUGGAACAUGUCAGAUGUUAACAAGGAUGGUUGUUUGGGUAUUGAAGAAUUUUGCACAGCGCAAUUUCUUAUUGAAAUGGUUAAGUCCGGUUAUGCACUCCCAUCUAGAUUGCCCAAUGAACUCUACGCUUUUUGCAGCAGGAGUAAAACUGUUUCGCCUUCAACGGUCCUUACUCAAAAUGAUCCUGAUGCUCCACCACCACAAAAAGCUGGCAGCGGUGGGGGUCAUUUUAAAACUUUUGAAGACAAGCGAAGAGAUAAUCUCGAUAAAGGCCAAGCAGAGCUUGAUAGGCGCAGGCAAAUACUUAGAGCUGAGGAAGAACGUCGUCGUGCUGAAAUUGAGCGACGUGAACGCGAGGAAGCGGAACGGAAAGAGCGGGAGAGACAAGAGUAUGAACGUCGUCGGGAGGCAGAAUUGGAAAUCCAAAGAAGAAGGGAGUUGGAACUGGAAAAGGAGAGGGCAGCAGAGGAGGAACGGAUGAAAGCACAGCGGGAAGAAGCUCGACGUAGACUUGAAAUUGAGCGUAUUAAGGAAUUGGAAAAGAUUCGAGUUCGUGAUUUGGAGAAUCAACUAGAUGCUGAAACAGAAAAAGCAACUCAGAUUCAGCAAAGGCAUCGAACUAUUUCCUUUCAGAUUCAAGCGUUAGAUGAGCGUUCUCAGCAGCUCAACGGUGAUGUUACUGGAGUACGUGAUAAAAUACUCGAAAUAACUCAAGAGAUUGAAGGAAUGAGAGAAUUACGUGACGAAAAAUGCGCCAAAAUUCAAGAAUUGGAGCGUAAGACUAAAGAGCUGACGGUGCAGAGUGAACGAUAUAGUCAUGAGAAUCUGCAAUUACAAGCAGAAUGUCAACGUUAUCUUGGGAAGAGUAAUGAAAUUGAUUCUAUUCAAAAGGAAUCUACUUCCGUUGAGGAGGAAAUAAAACGGCUGGAAGAUGAGACUCAAGCAUUGGGAGUUCGGACGGUUAAUCAAGAGAAGCUUGUACUUGAGAAGCGACCUGAUUUUGAGAAAAGUUGUGCCGAUUUUGAGAGUCUUCAACUUGAGCACAAAACAUUACUUGCUCGUUACAACAAAGUCCGUGUGGAAAAAUAUCCAGAAACUCAAAUCCAACCAUCAAUUACUACCCCAAAACAUUAUGAGGUACCUCCAGAUUCAGCACGAGAGCGAAAAGCAUCCAAGGAUAGUAACGCUUCUGGAUUUGACGACGACUUUGUAUCUGUUUUUGGAAACGCUGCAACCACUUCUAAAAGUGGCGAAAAACAAAAUAUGCUUGAUGGGCAUGUUCAGAACUCGCAAAAUGACACUGCUGGGAAGUCUUCUAUUCAGCAAAGACAAGACAGCAUUCCUGGAGCACAGCAAGACGCUUCGCAUAUUUUAUUAUCAGCCACUGCCGCUGGACUUAAGACAAUUAAAUAUAAGGCACUUUAUGAAUUUGUUGCUCGAUCUAAUGACGAAUUAUCAUUGCAACCGGGAGAUAUUAUUCUUGUUUUUGAAGGAUAUCAAUCUGAACCUGGAUGGCUUGCCGGCCAAAUUCGUGAUAAAGUUGGGUGGUUUCCAGCUGCUUUUGCUGAACCAGUCAACAUUCAAUUACCAGCUAAUUCAGCUCUUAAAAAAGGCAACGCUUUAUCUGGCUCGCCUUCAACUGAGCCAUUGGCCAGCAUUCAAGAAGAGGGAACUUUCUCAAAGAGUAUUUCUCUUAAUGAUACAACAAAUGGUGGAGUUGCAGCUGCUAAUUCUUUACUUAGUACAAGUCAUUCAACUAACGCCUCUUUUGCAUCUUUUUCUGCUGGUGCUUGUUAUGAUCUCCCACCAUGUGAUGAAAAGUCGAAUAAUAAAUCUUUGCCUAUUUAUGAAAUGCCGCCGUCAGACGAGCCAGUCAAAGGAGGAGAUGUGAAUAUUUUGGGUACUGGUAUAGCUCUUUACCAAUGGAAAGCUCGAAAUGAACAGGAAAUGACUUUUGGACGUGGUGAUAUAAUUGAAGUUUUAGAGCAAGGAGAACUUCGAUGGCGGGGACGGCUUCAAAAGAAUAAACAAAUAACUGGCUGGUUCCCAAAGAGUUACAUUAAACUCGGCGCUACAUCUCUAUCUGCAAUAGGUGGAAACGGUGUAGUGACAACCAAUUCAAAAAAUCCAAAUCAACAAAUAAAUGCGGAAAAUGUCGAUAACGUUACUGGGAAAAUGACAAAUUCAGCUAUAGAUGGGAAGUCGAGUGGUGAAUGGUUUAUUGCUUUAUAUCAAUUCGAUGCUGUUGAGCCAACAGACCUAUCAUUGAAGGCUGGUGAUCGUAUCUGGGUCACUGAUCAACGAGAACAAUGGUGGCGGGGUACUUGUGAAGGCCGAACAGGGAUUUUUCCAGCAAAUUACGUACAGAAGGUCUCGGCUGCUACUGGAACAACACCAAUAGCAAAUUCUGUCAAAGAAAAACAAACUGUUGGGCGAGCGAUUGCUGCUUUUGAAGCAACUGCUUCAAAUCAAAUUUCUUUACAUUUGGGCGAUAUUGUUCGUGUUCAUCAAAUAACACCAGGUGGUUGGUGGGAAGGAGAAUUGGAAAGAAAUGGUGAAAAGCAUGUUGGCUGGUUCCCUGGUAAUUAUUUGCAAGUAAUCUCGGAACAUAAAAACGAUGCUGAGACAAAAUCAAUUGCUAUUGCCGCCUUUGACUAUCAAGCACAACAUAAUGAUGAGCUUUCUUUCAAAGCUGGCGAUGUGAUUGAAGUACUCGAUAAUUCUGAUGCCCAAUGGUGGAGGGGACGGAAACAAGGUGAUGAGCAACAACAACAACAGUUGCUUCUUUUUCCUGCUAAUUUUGUACAACUUCGAUGA